AUGGCAACCCCCGAACGUCCAAAAAUCGGCGUAGGCGUCAUCAUCCACGACUCAGCCGGGAACAUCAUCAUGGGCGAGCGCGCGGGCAGCCACGGCGCUGGCACAAUGCAGUGUCCCGGCGGCCAUCUCGAGUACGGCGAGUCCUUCGCGGAGACGGCGGCGCGCGAAGUGCUCGAGGAAACGGGUCUUGAAGUGGGGAACAUUACAUUUCUGACUGCGACGAAUGAUGUGUUUGGCGAGGGGAAGCAUUAUGUGACGGUUUAUGUGACGUGUGUUAUUACGGGGGAGGAGAGGGUGCCGAGGCCGAUGGAACCGCACAAGUGCGCGAAGUGGGAGUGGGUGCCGUGGAGUCAGAUGUGGGCGUGGGCGGGGGAGCAGGCGAGGGCGGAGGAUGAGGGGAGGGAGGUGCAGAAGAAGAUGUUUUUGCCGUUGGUUAAUCUGUGGAGGACGUAUCCUGAGUUGGAGAACUGUUUGGUGGGGAGGUAA
Dothidotthia symphoricarpi CBS 119687 is the source of this 486-nucleotide messenger RNA. RefSeq lists its product as uncharacterized. Gene Ontology annotation, molecular function: 8-oxo-7,8-dihydrodeoxyguanosine triphosphate pyrophosphatase activity. NCBI's taxonomy places the organism in Eukaryota, Fungi, Ascomycota, Dothideomycetes, Pleosporales, Dothidotthiaceae. The transcript is spliced from 3 exons. The record is from RefSeq and is a predicted model, not a curated record. Gene Ontology annotation, cellular component: cytosol. The coding region runs from base 1 to 486 and encodes 161 amino acids. Gene Ontology annotation, biological process: dGTP catabolic process.